GGGGAGCGGUGAGAGCUCCGGAGAUCCAUCAGCAGCCGCUCCGGUUAUUUCAUGCUCUCGUUAUUUUAUCGGUGUUUCUCUGUUUUUGCACAGUUUGUUACCUUCAGCACUCUGGCUGAUCUUUCACUGCCUGCUUCUGUUAUGGUUACUAUUCUAUACUUUUUCUAAGUACGUCCGCAGGAAAAUGCUUCUCGGGGUUGAAUGUGGUGAUUUAUCUGUACUCUGAUAAUAAAAUUUACUUUGAAAUUUGAGUUUCGGGGAUUUUCCUUUAAUUCUGGGGACAAACUGUGACUGACAUCUCCAGCUCCCAGCAGCAGCCCGUUCUCACACAUACACAGCCAAUCAGCGAUCACCGCUGGGAGAGGGAUGCUGCCAUUGGCUGAGGGGUGUCAGUGGGCGGGACGCUGUUUGGACCGGGACCGAGUGGGCCGGAGACCGGGAGCUGCGCCUCGGGUUUCGGCUGCACCACCGGCGGGUCGUGAAUCCUUUCGAAGGCAGAGCUGAAGCGACCGGCGGAGAUUCCGUGAGAUAUUCCAGCUACACGGAGGCGCCCGGCCUUUCCCCGCCGAGGAUCGGGGCCUGUUGUCUGGAGUUGUCUCCCAGACCCGUCCCUUCCUGCUGGGAGACGGGAGCUGCCCCGCAGCGGCUGCCGGUGGAUCUCCGGAGCUCUCACCGCUCCCCUGUGCAAUCCGAACGGCUGAAAACCAAGGGAGAACAAGGCGCAAAGAACGUAUGGACCGACCAUUUGUCUGAAAGUUAAAUGUUUAAACAGCCUGAAAACAGCACGGCAUCAACAAAACACCAGCUGUGCAGCAGCAAAGGCUGUCUGUGUGGGAACAUUUCAGUUACUGCGCAGCUCGGAAUAAUAUGGGACAGAGAAUAAUACUAAUGGAAGGAAUCAGACUGAGCUAAGUCACAGAUUGAAAUUCCCAUUCUCACACAGGCAGGAAAUCUGUUGGGGAAUUAGAUGGACAGACCAGUUGCCGGCGUCAUGAGCAGUUAGAAGGUUAGAAAUGACAAAAAUUGUGUGCGGGAAUUUUAAACAGAACAACAUGUCAGUUUGCUGUCUCUGCCCAGAUAUUUAAGGAGUUACUAGAUAUUUAACAAUGUAUCACUGUUGAUCCUUGGAGAUGAAGAAUUUUGUCAUCACAGCUGGAAAAGUGCUUUGUGUCUGAAAUGAAGUUUUCUGUUGUAACUCACUGAAAUCCACUGGAACCGGGGAACUGAGAACACACCAGCAUUUGUUCACUGGAGAUCAGUUCUUCAACUACAUUGAUUGUGCAAGGGGUUUACUACAUCUGAUAUUUGACUUAUGAAUUGACAAAGAACUGUGGGAAGGGAUUCACUCUUCACUCACUCAUCUCACCUGCAUGCACAACAGCGAGUUCACACUGAUAAGAUGUCGUUCACCUGCGCUGAUUGUGGGAAGGGAUUCACUCGGUCAUCCUGCCUACUGACACACCAGCGAGUUCACACUGGUGAGAAGCCGUUCACCUGCUCAGACUGUGGGAAGGGAUUCACUCAGUCAUCGCAACUGCUGAGACACCAGUCACUUCACACUGGGGAGAAGCCAUUCGCCUGCUCAGACUGUGGGAAGGGAUUCACUUGGUCAUCUGAACUGAAGAUACAUCAGCGAACUCACACUGGGGAGAGGCCAUUCACCUGUUCAGACUGUGGGAAAGGGUUUAUUCGGUCAUCUCAACUGAAGGAACAUCAGCGAAUUCACACCACAGAGAGGCCAUUCACCUGCUCAGACUGUGGGAAAGGAUUCACUCAUUCAUCUGUACUGAAGGUGCAUCAGAGAAUUCACACUGGGGAGAGGCCGUUCACCUGCUCAGACUGUGGGAAGAAAUUCACUGACUCAUCCAGGCUACAGGCUCACCAGCGAGUUCAUACUGGAGAGAGGCCGUUCACCUGUUCAGACUGUGGGAAGGCAUUUACUCGGUCAGUUGAACUGAAGACACAUCAGCAAAUUCACACUGGGGAGAGGCUGUUCAUCUGCUCAGACUGUGGGAAAGGGUUUAUUCGGUCAUAUCAACUGAAGGUGCAUCAACGAAUCCACACUGGGGAGAGACCGUUCACCUGCUCAGACUGUGGAAGGGGAUUUAUUCAGUCAUCUCAACUGAUGAUACAUCAGCGUAUUCACACUGGGGAGAGACCGUACGCCUGUUCUGAUUGUGGAAAGAGAUUCAGUCAGUCAUCCGACUUACAGACACACCGACGAGUCCACACUGGAGAAAGGCCAUUUUCCUGCUCCCAAUGUGGGAAGAGAUUCUCUCAGUCAUCCCACCUUGUGACGCACUACCGAGUUCACACUGGGGAAACUGUUUAAACAGGCGACAGGCUACAGGCUGGAUAUUUCACCAUCACAGUUGCUGAAUCAAGUUCAAAAGUGACUGUUGGUGCCGAACUCGGCAAUUACUGCUGCUGUUUAUCAAACCCAGUUCCGCACUCUGGUCACUGGGCGUGGGAGUUAUUCCUCAGCGAAUGUUCACGUUUAAUGGGACUGGAAUUUAAUGGUUUGGAUCUGUGACGCAGAAAUCAGUUCUAAUUUAAAUCCUGCCACACCUACAGAAUCUCCUUUCUCUCCCCAGAAUAUCAUCUCUUAUAACUGCCACAAGGGCUAAAUUUACACUUCCCUGUUAAGCUUCAGAGUGGACAGUGCUGCCGGCCUUUCUGUUGCUUCCAUGCCCCAAUGGAUCAACUCCCCACCCACUGAGCAGUAUCCAACAAGGUGUUCUGCUGUGGAGAAUGCCCACAGGACAGCCCUGCACUGUCUUCCUAAUGACCCUUACCUCUGCUGGUGGUCACGCUUCUCCUGUCCGAAGCUUGUACUCUGGGUGUGGCCACCUCUUCAGAUGUUUCAUUGAUAGUAUCUUCAGGCUCCCGAAUGAUCCUGAGUACAUCCAACUCCCUGAACCAGUCUGUGAUUGGGUGCACUUCCUGCAAAUAGUCAUCGGCAAACUGUCGGAUGUCCAGAGUUCCCACAUCUGACUGGAGGAGCAUCCCAUCCUGACUGCUCUGCACCAAAAUACACCACUGUCUGAAUGAAUUAACAUACGCAAGAAAACAUCGAACGGGAAUGGGGCAAUGACAGUGGAAGUAGAGUGUUCAAUUACCUGUGUUUUUGCCAUGAGGUCGAAGGAAUAGAGGCUGCCAUUUUGUGAAGCUGUUCUGUCACCCCCAUUUUGUGCACUGAUUGCUGUGGGAUAACCUGAUCAGAUCAACUGAACACAAGAAGUUACUGGUAUUCCCAUUGUAAGCCUGAAAUCACUCUCACAUAAUCUGUGCAUUAUGUACACUGUCGGGUUUGCAGAAGUAAUCUCGUUAUCUCUGAACCUGAAGUCACUCUGAGAUAAGGUGUGGAUUACGUACAGUGGCAGUUCUGCAGAAGGAAUCUCGAUAUUUCUGCUGAGAGUCCGAGCGACACAGUUUGUCUGUUUGGAUCCAUUGUGGAGGAGAACAAAAUAAAUUACCUUUGACAUGAUGUUGUGUAGCCCUUGGACUACAUCCAAUGGAAAUCUGUUAGUCAUCAGCCUGAUGGACCUCAGCCAACAAGAAUGAGAUGCGUCCUCUGAACUGAUAAGAGUUGUGUCAAAUGUUUCAAAUCAUGCUUGUUUCAAAACAAGUAAAGAGUUUCAAAUGCAAAGGUGUGAUAACUCCGGAGACUAACUAUCACAAGGAAGAACCCCCAUGGAAGGGAUAGGAGAAGAAAUGAUCGAUCAUUUGGAUACAGUGGGAUCCCCUGUUUCAGUGUUGUGAAUUUGAGAAGUGGUCAGGGUGUUUAUUAAUACAGAGGCAGCAGUGGAAUUCAUGUUUCAGUUGUUAGCCUGGGGUUUUCAUUGUUACUUUGUUGUUUGUGCAGGAAAAUUAAAGAGAGAGCUGUAACAAUUACGAGUUUCCUGAUGAGGUUCCAAACUGAUCUCAGUUGAUGAACGGUGAACAUAUUUUCGCGCCCUGGGUGCACUCGAAAAGAAGGAAAAGUGGUCUGGGACCCUGGUGUCGAGUUGACCCACACAGUAGAUUAGGAUAUUAAACUGUGAAAGGGAAAGGACAGGAGGAAGAAACCAGGGAUUCAGAGGAUUUCAGAGAUUACUUUCAUCGUUAAUUAUUAAGGAAAUGGUCAAAUUAUGAGGCGUGGUUAGAAAAGUUUGACAGCCAAGGUUCCGGGACUGUGGAGGAAGAAUUGUGGAAAAUAGUUCGUGAAAAUAAGUUAAAGAAAUUACCAGGGAUUAAAAAUGUUGUAAUGUGAUGUUUGUUGGAUGAUCUAAUUGAAGUGAAGAGAGAAAAAACUGAAAUUGGCAGAGAAAUUGUGUAAGUGUAGGGAAGAGUUAGAAAUUGUGACGGAGCAGGAUCAGGUGAAUUUGAUCCACAUGAGUCAGUUUCAGGCUCAGUGUGAAAGCGUUAACAAGAGAAAAUGAGAAAACAGAAGAGGAGGAUAAACAGGCGGAUACAGAAUUAGAGAAAGGAAAAGUCAGGGUCGGGAUUUACGGCUGUUACGAAUGUCAUGAAGAAAUUGGCAGCUGAGAAGAAAGGCUGCGCUGAUCGCAAGUGUUUAAAACAGAUGGAAAAUCUGCAAAGUGAACUCUCAGCUCGGAGAGGAGUGAUAUGUGCGAGGACGGACGAUGAUGGUGAUGCAGAUUGGGGUGAUUUAACGUAUGAAGAGACGCUUGUAUCACACACCGGUCACCAGUCACCUGAUGAGGUAAUCGUAGCCUUUGUCCGGGGUCAGAUAUGGUCAGGUAGUGUCCAAAUUUCAUAGAGUGUUUCAACCGUUAACCACUACUCUUUCCAGUUGGUGGAUCAGGAGUGAGGGCCAAGUCACUGCCCAACUGUUCCUGACCUUGAGCUCAACCCCUCUCUCCAGCUCCAUACCCAGUAAGGGGCUCUUUCUGCUCCCUCCCCCAUCCUGCCAGCUGCUUGCUUCUUGCUCUUUUCAUCAAGGCCCAGCACAGACAGCAACCUCCAUGCUGGCCGUGCCGGGAACCCACUACAGUCGAUCUCCAUGAGGAACAGCCACGUCUGCCAUCCUUUGUCCCUGCACUCCGGGACUAACAGUGUCAGAGCCAGGAUUAUUGGGGAAUUGGCCCGCCUCCCAGCAGGUUUUUCCGAGAGUGGGUGGAAGCUUCAACACCCAGUGCCCCAGUGGCGCCUGUAGUAAUGGAGGGACUGCAGGACACACCAGAGUCGGGGGUGUAGGGCGUUUGUGACACGUUAUUCUGUCCCCUUUGACGUGGCCCAAUUGAGUGCUUGAGCUGUGAAUGAGAGAUGAUUCUCGGAAAUUUUCCCGGUGCAUUCAGCAGAUAGGAUAACUCACGGUCUAUAUGAAACGGAGGAGGGGAAGCUAACCCUUCACUGUCUAACUUCAGCUUUCCCUUUAGCCCUGCCGGAGGAACAGGCACCCGCCCAGGGGACACGGGGUGAUUUACAGAAGACACCAUUAGAAGCUGCUGGACUAAUAGAGGUGACAGUGGAGGUUUUGCAUAACUGCAGACAGUGGAAAGGGAGGAACCUUCUUUAUUUGUUACGAGGUUGUGGCCGGUUUUCUCGAGUAUUUUGGGUCCUACUUUGGAUACGCAGAAUUUGACUCCGUGACAGAGUAGGAACUGGCCGAGGAACUUGGUAUCGCACAGUACCGAGGAGAGCAGAAGGGUGUGUGAAAUGAUUGCUCCAUUCAAACCCCACACAUGCUGAAGCAUGGGCUCUCAGAAAGAUGAUGCGAAUGAGGGAAAGGGAGUGAGGGAGAAAGGUACUGAGGAGGAUAAGGGGAAAAAGGGUUCUAAAACGACCCUAUCACAGAACAAAGUUUGCAGUGGCAGAAUGAAGGGAGACGGGGGUGGGUGCGGCCGAUCAGUACAAACUCCACAACGCCACCUAAUGGCUGGGUAGUCAACGACGUGGUUGGAAUAUCUAUGUUCCCCCUGUUAUGAAUACUGGAUCCACAAAGAAAUGAUGCAAUUCUGGACACGAAGUUUAUUUUGGCAUUGAUUGCCCACAACCCAGGUGGGUUGGGACGUCAGCAUGUAACGAUGGCCUAUUGCCCCAAGAAGGUCAACUGUGUUACCUAUAAUAUAAUGCCCAUGGUGCUGAUGAUAAGCCACGACUUGAAUCCAGAGUUACCCAGGGGGUCUCCAAGUUACAUGUGCGUUCACCACAUGGUCGGUUGGUGCGGCUGGAUCCCUUGUUGAAACUAAAGUAGGAAUCCGCCCCAUAAAAUUUCUUGCAGAUGAUACUAAGGUAGAUGGCGUUGUGGAAAGCUUGUUUCAAAGUUUACAGAAAGUUAGAAGAGUGGGCUGAACGAUGGCAGAUGGAGUUUAAUGCUGAUAAGUGUGAGGUCCUACAUUCUGGUAGGAAUAAUCCAAAUAGGACAUAAAUGAUAAAUGGCAGGACAUUGAGGAAUGCAGUAGAACCAGUAGAACCAAGGAAUAAUGGUGCAGAGUUCGCUGAAGGUGGAGUCUCAAGUGGAUAGGGUGGUGAAGAAAUCUUUUGGUAUGCUAGCCUUUAUAAAUCAGAGCAUUGAGUAAUGUUAAAAUUGUGCAAUGCAUUAGUAAGGCCGAAUUUGGAGUAUUGUGUACAGUUCUGCUCACCGAAUUAUAGGAAAGAUAUCAACAAAAUAGGCAGAGAACAGAGAAUAUUUACUAGAAUGUUACCUGGGUUUCGGCACCUAAUUUACACGGAAAGGUUGAACAAAUUACGUCUUUAUUCUUUGGAGCAUAAAGGUUUGAGUCGGGACUUGAUAGAGGUAUUUAAAAUUAUGAGGGGGAUAGAUAGAGGUGACGAGGAUAGGCUUUAUCCACUUAGAGUAGGGGAGAUUAAAACAAGAGGACAUGAUUUGCGAGUUAGAGGACAAAAAUUUAAGGGUAACACUAGGGGGUAUUUCUUUACUCAGAGAGUGGUAACUGUGUGGAAUGAGCUUCCAGUAGAAGUAGAAAUAGUAGUGUAUAUAUAUAUGGUUCACAAUGCGGGAGAGUCUCGAACCACCCUAAACAUGGCUACAUUCAAUGCAACACAUUGGGAAACAGAAGAUGCAGUUAUUAUGAAUGAAUUUACGUGACACUCACGUGUGGGAGUACCGUUGAUAUACAUUCGAAACUUGGAGAUUUUUUAAUGUAUUUAAUCUUGUAAUGUGCUCAAUAGACCCUACAUUAUCCCAGAUUGCUUUGCUGUAUGCUAACUGAGGACGUGGAAGGAGGCGUGUGACUUUGGCUUCGAAGGACAAAAAAUAAGAUGAUCAAAGUAAAUAUGUUAUUAUGACCUGAAUUCACUUUUGUGUUGAAAAUGCAUUUUUGUGUCAGUGUCCCACGCAGCUGUAUCCACCCCCACCCCCACGUUUCUUUGUAAUGUGUGAAAGUGCACUGUUUAUUUUAAGUUUUGCAAUUAUUCUGUGGAACGAAACAGCUGUGGGAUUGGGGACAAUGUUUCUGUUGCGUUUUUAUUUGUUUAUGUGCAUUUCGUGCGGAAGAGGAGUUGUUGAUGUUUUUUUCUUGGUUUCGAGGCUAUAUGGUGAAGAAGAAUCACAGGAUUGUGUACUGCAUACAUAUUCUGAUAAUAAAUAUAAUGAAAUGAAGGAAUGAAAGAAUGAUACAAACAUGGAUUUUUGUACUGUCUUGUGUGUGUGUGUGUGAGA
Hypanus sabinus (Atlantic stingray) is the source of this 7627-nucleotide messenger RNA. RefSeq names its product zinc finger protein 135-like. Gene Ontology annotation, biological process: regulation of transcription by RNA polymerase II; central nervous system development. Gene Ontology annotation, molecular function: RNA polymerase II cis-regulatory region sequence-specific DNA binding; DNA-binding transcription factor activity, RNA polymerase II-specific. The coding region runs from base 1400 to 2332 and encodes 310 amino acids. Lineage: Eukaryota; Metazoa; Chordata; Chondrichthyes; Myliobatiformes; Dasyatidae. The transcript is spliced from 3 exons. The record is from RefSeq and is a predicted model, not a curated record. Gene Ontology annotation, cellular component: nucleus.